UUUAUUUAUUUUUAUAUGAUUUUUAAUAAAUUUUUACUUACGGUAAAAGAAAAAGUCGUGUAACAGGGUGUGUACCCUAUAUUUGUUCUCUGCAAGUUCAUGGCCGGGCAGCUAGACUAAGAAUUUGUCAAUUUCUGUGCUGUUUGGUUGGUUGCAAUUGCAAGCGAAUAGUGUGGACGAGUGUUGAACCACAAUGGCAGAGGAUGAUAUAUACACCAAAGAUGGAACAGUGGAUUACCGUGGAAAUCCAGCUAAUAAAAAGGAAACUGGAACCUGGAGAGCCUGCCCCUUUAUCUUAGGAAAUGAAUGUUGUGAGAGAUUGGCUUAUUAUGGGAUGAGCACAAACCUGGUGCUUUAUUUUAAGAAUCGGCUAAAUCAGCACAGUGCUACUGCUUCUAAGAAUGUCUCUAAUUGGAGUGGAACAUGCUAUAUCACACCAUUGAUUGGAGCAUUCUUGGCUGAUUCCUACCUCGGAAGAUAUUGGACAAUUGCAGUUUUCUCAAUCAUAUAUGCUAUUGGAAUGACACUCUUGACAUUGUCUGCAUCAGUUCCUGGCAUGAAACCAACAUGUCAUGGAGCCGAAGAGUGUCAUGCUACUACUCUAGAUAGUGCAAUCUGCUUCCUAGCUCUUUACCUUAUUGCUCUUGGCACUGGAGGGAUUAAGCCUUGUGUCUCAUCUUAUGGAGCAGAUCAGUUUGAUGACACUGACCCGGUUGAGAAGGAACACAAGAGUUCUUUCUUCAAUUGGUUCUAUUUCUCAAUCAACAUCGGUGCUCUUAUUGCUUCUUCUCUGUUAGUCUGGAUACAAGACAAUGUAGGGUGGGGAUGGGGCUUUGGCAUUCCUGCUGUAACCAUGGCAAUUGCUGUGGUGAGUUUCUUUUCAGGCACUAGAUUGUACAGGAAUCAGAAGGCUGGAGGCAGUGCCCUCACCAGAAUCUGUCAGGUGGUAACAGCAUCCAUAAGAAAGCACCGUGUUGAAGUACCUUCUGACAAGUCUCUUCUAUAUGAGAUUAAUGAAGGUGAAUCUGUUAUAAAAGGAAGCCGAAAGCUUGAUCACACAAAUGAGUUAAGGUGUUUGGACAAAGCAGCAGUGAUAGGAGAAUCAGAUAAAGUGGGAGCAUCAGCAAACCCUUGGAGACUUUGCACAGUAACUCAAGUGGAAGAACUAAAAUCCAUUUUGAGAUUACUUCCUGUAUGGGCAACUGGCAUCAUAUUUUCCACAGUGUAUGGUCAGAUGAGCACCUUAUUUGUGUUGCAAGGGCAAACCAUGAAUACUCAUGUUGGAAAUUCCGGUUUCAAAAUCCCACCAGCUUCCCUUUCUAUCUUUGACACCCUGAGUGUGAUAUUUUGGGUCCCAGUGUAUGACAGGAUCAUUGUGCCAGUUGCAAGAAAGUUGACUGGGCACCAAAAUGGCCUAACUCAGCUCCAGAGAAUGGGAGUUGGGCUCUUCAUAUCCAUAUUUUCUAUGGUAGCUGCAGCCAUAUUGGAGCUCAUAAGGCUUAAAAUGGUGAGAAGGCACAACUACUAUGAACUUGAGGAGAUACCAAUGACAAUAUUUUGGCAGGUUCCUCAAUAUUUUGUGAUAGGUUGUGCAGAAGUGUUCUAUUUCAUUGGUCAAUUGGAGUUCUUCUAUGAGCAAGCCCCUGAUGCCAUGAGAAGUUUUUGUUCUGCUCUCUCACUCCUCACAGUGGCUUUUGGACAGUAUUUGAGCUCUCUACUUGUGACAAUUGUGACAAAGAUUAGUACUAAGAAUGGAAGUCCAGGAUGGAUACCUGACAACCUAAACUUUGGUCACAUAGAUUAUUUCUAUUGGCUAUUGGCACUGCUAAGUCUUCUCAACUUGAUAGCUUUCCUUAUAGUCUCCAUGUUUUAUACUUACAAAAGACCACUGGGAACUUUGCGCUGAAAACUUGGUCUCUACACUGUUUCAUUUUCACACUGUAAUCUGUCAAAUCCUUUCAACUUUUCAAAAUUCUGUAAAAAUUCUUAUAAUUCAGUUUUUGAUUUUAUGAAAUUAAACUUGACUUAAAAUUU
Molecule: messenger RNA, 2034 nt
Organism: Vigna radiata var. radiata (mung bean)
Lineage: Eukaryota; Viridiplantae; Streptophyta; Magnoliopsida; Fabales; Fabaceae
Product: protein NRT1/ PTR FAMILY 8.2
Exons: 5
Coding region: 194-1906 (570 amino acids)
Biological process (GO): oligopeptide transport; transmembrane transport
Cellular component (GO): membrane
Molecular function (GO): transmembrane transporter activity
Source: RefSeq, a predicted model, not a curated record